Molecule: messenger RNA, 4459 nt
Organism: Pygocentrus nattereri (red-bellied piranha)
Lineage: Eukaryota; Metazoa; Chordata; Actinopteri; Characiformes; Serrasalmidae
Gene: c2cd2l
Product: c2cd2 like
Exons: 16
Coding region: 444-2630 (728 amino acids)
Biological process (GO): positive regulation of insulin secretion involved in cellular response to glucose stimulus
Cellular component (GO): cytoplasmic side of apical plasma membrane
Molecular function (GO): phosphatidylinositol transfer activity; phosphatidylinositol binding
Source: RefSeq, a predicted model, not a curated record
CGCGCUGUUUGUGCUGCGAUUUUGACAGUUGCGCUCGGCUCUCCGCUGUCCGCUUCGGGAGCGGUGGGAGGGCAGACGCAGUCAUAUUUACGGUCAGGCACGAGCUUAUAAAUCAAUGUUUCGAAUCGAAGAGCACCCUACAACGUGGAGGAAAUGUUUUCGGGGAGAUGCGAGGAAGAAAAGUGACCGUAAAACCACAGGAAAAGACGGCUGUUCGGAUUACGAGCGAGAAUAUCAGCGGCUAGUCGCGGAGGCUAACGGUGGUUGUCAGCAACGUUAAUGUUGGUUGCCAGGCUGCGUUUGGUGGACUGGCGUCUUGCUGCUGGACAUUACUCAUUGGACGUAACCCAUUGUGCAGUUUGAAGAAAACGAUUCCCACCUCGAUUAAUAAAAAUUUCCAGCCCAUAAUAAAAAUGCGACUGAAGUGAUCGGCGAGAGGGGAGAUGAUGAGUUUCCAGGACGUGAGCUGGCUGGUCCUAGUGGCGCUCUUCUGUGUCUCGCUGCUGGUCGUGCUAGUCUGGCUUGUUCAGUUCUCCCUGGCCUUACUGAGGCCUAGGAGAGGUGCCAGGCCCCAGCGGAGCGAAGAGAGCUCCUGGCAGCUGCCCCUCAGCCUCACCCACCAGACUCUGACGGGCGGAGUGUGGGGCUCCCUCCUGAGGCUCAGAUUUGGGCGAGAUGGCUCGGCAAGUGACACUGAGGCUGGGGUCAAAGGGCUCCUGUCCUCCCUUUUCGCGUUCAAGUCGUUCAGGGAACACUGGCAGAGGGCGUGGGUGAGAGCGCUCAACGAACAAGCCUGCAGACAAGGGAGUUCAAUUCAAAUCACCUUUGAUGACAGCCUUCAGCUCCCUACCUCUGCAUCCAUUGACCAUGUGACUUGCACAGAACAAUCAGCACACAGCAUGGUUUUGCAGUGCAACUGUUCCAUUGACACGGUAACAUUCCCAGUGACUGUCACUCAGCAGUCACCGGCGGCCGUCUCCAUGGAUAUGUACCAGAUCACCAUGGACCCCAUGAAGGCCCAGUUGCAGGUUUGUCUGGAGGAGGUGGAGGAAGAAGGCCUGCUGGUCUCUUGGACAUUUUCCCAGCAACCCCUGCCAUCCUUAACCGUGACUCCAAGACAGAGAGUUCAGAGAGAGAGCUCAGAGGCAGAGGUGGACGUGGAUAUGAUAGCAAAAUUGGUGGAAGACACACUAUAUGCCACGCAACCUGCCAUGAUCCUCAACCUGAGAGCAUGUGUCUCCAGCCCUGCUUUUCCCAGAGAGAAGAAGGAAGGGAGCCACAACUCUCCACAGCAAAACAAUGCUCUUAGACGCCUUCUGGUGCGUCAUCUGAAAGCCUCUAGUGUGAAAAAAGGUUGCCAGGCUCAUGUCGGGGAGCUGUGCUGCGUACUGAGCUUGGACGUCCCUGCACUGGAGAAGAGAACACGGUUCCUCACACCUUCCACCAGCCCUGGAGCCACACUGGACUGGGGAGAAGACCUCAUGCUGGAUUUGCAACCAGAAACCAAAGAACUCAAAGUUAGACUCGUGGAACGCAACAGCAAAGGAGAACAAUUCUUGCCGGGUCAUGCCUGCUUAUCACUGGAUCUCCCUAGGAGGAGUCCCAAUGGACUUCACAAACUGUCCAUCACACCAGGUCAUGGUCUGGCACCGACAGCUACUGUCACCUUGGAACUCCUAUACAUGGAGUUGAAUGAUGUGCGUGGAUGUCAGAAUGCUACACCACUUCGCUCCUCACUCACGCCGUCCAAAAAGGUGGACGUAGACCGCACUAUCAUGCCAGACGGCACCAUCGUCACCACAGUUACUACCAUCCAGUCACGGCCGAAGCUGGACCGCAAGCUAGGCGAUUCUCCCUCUAGGUCUCCGUCUAAGGUGGAGGUGACGGAGAAAAGGCCGACAGUGCUGACAGAGAGCUUCCAGAGCCGAGCCAGCAUCAGCCCCACACCCAGCACAGAAAGCCCCCUCUCGAAUGGGCUGGACCCUGUAGCAGAGACGGCCAUCCGGCAGCUGACCGAGUCGGCCAGUAAAGCAGCAAAGAAGACCCCCACCAAACGCAGCACACUCAUCAUCUCUGGAGUGUCAAAGGUUCCUAUUACAGAAGAUGACUCUGCAUUGUCAGUGGGCUAUGCUGCAGCUAUGGAUGCUGCCCUGCAGGGGGAUCACUCUCCAAGUGGAGCCCCAAACCACCAUGGAGCAUCCCCCAACCAGGAUGCGGAAGAGACCACGCCAUCCGACGUGUCUGAGCGGCCGUCUGUCGACGACGUGGAGUCAGAGACGGGCUCUACUGGAGCGUUAGAGACACGCAGCCUCAAAGACCAUAAAGACAUUACGACCCCUGGUUCCUAUCACCACCAUUGUAAAGAGAUCAAAGUAGUGGGCUUCCUCCGCAGUGGAACGAAACUGCUGUUCCGCAGAAGGCACAGACAGAAGGACCCCAGCUUCAGCCAGUCCCAUGAGGACGUCUGCAACCUGGGCAACGACUCGUCCACAGCUUCCUGCUCCUCCAGCAGCCGCAAGAAGUCCGGAAGCUUCUCACGCCGCCUGAUCAAGCGUUUCUCCUUCCGUUCGUCUAAAAGCAAAGGCAAAAGUAGCGCCACCAACGGGGGGGCCAACACGGCUGACAACUGAGGGACGGACAGAGAGAGAGAAACUGGAUAGACGUGGUGCGGGCGCCAGUCGAAUGAGCAAGGGGCAGCUAGAGCGUUAGAAACAGUUCCUGGAAAAAAAUGAAGCCUGUGCUCCCUUUUUGGGAGGUGACAGGCAUAGCCUUGACCCUCCUUGUCCACAAUAUUUGACCCAAACAGCCAUCGUUGCUUCACGAGCGUGAUGAGUACAUACGCCUCAGGCGGACACACAUCUGUGCUCUGGCUAAUGUUUUGUUCAGGGCAGAAUUCUCAAAGAAACACCAGGAAAAACAAAGGGAUUUGUCUCCUUUUGAAAUACCUAUUGAUUGUCUAAACUGUGGGCUUAAUAAUAGACUUUAAAUAGCUGCUUUCAUGGAGGAUAAGGGACAGAAGUGAAUUGAAAAUAGGAGGGGAGUGAAAUGCUGUAAGACUUGUUCAGCACAAGGGGGCGACAUAAACCAAUACUUAUCAAAGCCUCCCACAUUAUGUUGCUAUGUGUUUUUAUUAUUUAUUUAAUUUUCAUCAGUUGCACUUUGAAACUUUCUCUGAUUGUUUACAACGCUGGGGAGCUUUUUCUUCUUCGGUUUUCUUAUGUUGUGUAUUGUUUACUGUCACUGACACUAAAUUAUUACUCCUUACCACACAAGGAUUUGUUAAUGAGUUAAUUAUGGUGAGGCUUAUGCUGUGUGCUUUGUUGUUUUGCUGUAGUUAAUAGCAAGUUAGAUCAACAAAUAUUAAGCCCUGUUUUUCAAAUAGUGGUACUUUCAUUGUGGCACCUUCUUCUUUUAUAAUGUUUGUUAAAAAAAAAUACACAGGAGUAGUAUGCAUAUCUAAUAAUUAUGUUUGAGUGAAUUUUAGUUGUAAAGAUAUGAACCAUACAAACAGAAGUAAGACAAAUUUAACUAUGAUUAAAAGUUUCUGAUUAUAAAUUAUAUCAAGUUAAAUUUACAAUAAGCUAUAAUAAGUAUUUCAGGUUAAAAAAAUAAAAAACCUCAGGGGAUAUUACGAACGGUUUCCAUAAAUUAUGUUAAAUCUUUUCAAGCUUACUCACUGCUUAGAGGACAAAAAAAGACACAUCCUGGACAGUAUGCUCCAAAAUAAAAGUUCACUACCAUUACUUAAGUCCUUAUUUAUUUAGUUGCAAUAAACUUAGAAUGCCCAAAGUGGGUUCCCCUGCAUGCAUAGCUUAGAUGACUCAACCUAAACAUGUGUAAAUAGCGAUAUUGUUUAAGUGGGAGCUUUGGAGGAGGAGACCACUUCUCAAUUUCACCUUCAAAUCUACAUAACAGCUAAAAUGGCAGACUUCUAGCGGCAAGGUGAAUGCUUAACUCAGCUUCUGAUGGCUUUAGCUAUUCGAGGACAAAUUGUCUGACCAUUCUCGUUCAUCACAAGACAAUAGUAAGAUUGUUCUAGUAAAUGUGGUGCCAUGGCCUUGGUGAAAGCUGGUUGAAUGAAAAUGUAAGCGCUUAUCCGGGUCAUUGUCUUCUAACCCUUUCUCCAUUCUUCUCAAUGAUUACUUCAGGCCAGCAAAUUCCAAUGCAUUGCCUUUGAUUGCAGAGUUGAUUGAACAUUUAUGUUUAAGACACCUGGAAGAAGUCCAACUGAUUAUGAAUGGUUGAGAUCCUUUGCUCUUUCCUACCGAAAAAAAUAACUACAGAGCCUGAAUGAAGACCCCAAUCUUACUCUACUAUUAGGCCCAGAAUGUCAGUCUCUAUGGUAAUAGUGAGUCGCCUAAAGAGAAAAGAAUGCCUCUCAGAUAUUUGGAGCUUUAUAAUACUAUGUGGUUACUUCAAUGUUUAAUUUAUUCUGAAUAAAUUAUUUUUGAAAAAUGCA